Molecule: messenger RNA, 5832 nt
Organism: Mustela erminea (ermine)
Lineage: Eukaryota; Metazoa; Chordata; Mammalia; Carnivora; Mustelidae
Gene: SPRED1
Product: sprouty related EVH1 domain containing 1
Exons: 7
Coding region: 61-1392 (443 amino acids)
Biological process (GO): negative regulation of MAPK cascade; multicellular organism development
Cellular component (GO): membrane
Molecular function (GO): protein kinase binding
Source: RefSeq, a predicted model, not a curated record
UGCUGCUCCUCCGCCUGCUGUUGCUCCUCCAUCUCCAGAUCGGAUCGCGGUGAGGGAAAGAUGAGCGAGGAGACGGCGACUUCUGACAACGAUAAUAGUUAUGCACGAGUGCGAGCUGUGGUGAUGACCCGGGAUGACUCGAGUGGUGGAUGGCUACCACUUGGAGGGAGUGGACUGAGCUGCGUCACUGUCUUCAAAGUCCCUCACCAGGAAGAGAAUGGCUGUGCUGACUUUUUUAUCCGUGGAGAGCGACUCAGGGACAAAAUGGUGGUUUUGGAAUGUAUGCUUAAAAAAGACCUCAUUUACAAUAAGGUCACUCCAACAUUUCACCACUGGAAGAUUGAUGACAAGAAAUUUGGCCUUACCUUUCAAAGUCCUGCUGAUGCUAGGGCUUUUGAUAGAGGCAUUCGAAGAGCUAUAGAAGAUAUUUCUCAAGGAUGCCCAACAUUUAAAAAUGAAGCUGAAGGAACAGAAGAUGACUUACAAGCAACUGAAGAGGACACUUCCAGUUCUCUAGUGAAAGAUCAUCUUUUCCAGCAAGAGACAGUUGUUACCAGUGAGCCUUAUAGAAGCUCAAGACCUUCUGCCUUUGAAGAUCUGAAUGCCAGAAGAGUUUACUUGCAAAGCCAAGCCAAUCAGAUAACGUUCAGUCAUCCGGGCCUAGACAUGCAGAGCAGAAGUAUAGAAUAUGUACAACGGCAAAUAUCCAAGGAUUGUGGAAGUCUGAAGUCCCAAAAUAGGGUCCCUUUGAAAUCAAUCCGUCACGUCAGCUUUCAAGAUGAGGAUGAGAUUGUCAGAAUAAACCCUCGAGAUAUCUUAAUACGUCGGUAUGCAGACUACAGACAUCCUGACAUGUGGAAAAAUGACUUAGAGAGAGAUGAUACUGAUUCCAAUAUUCAAUUUUCUAAACCAGACAGUAAAAAAUCAGACUAUCUGUACUCAUGUGGAGAUGAGACUAAGUUAAGUUCACUCAAAGACUCUGUGGUAUUUAAGACACAGCCUUCCUCAUUAAAAUUUAAGAAGUCAAAACGAAGAAAAGAAGAUGGUGAACGUUCCCGCUGUGUAUACUGCCAAGAAAGGUUUAAUCAUGAAGAAAAUGGCAGGGGAAAAUGUCAGGAUGCUCCAGACCCUAUUAAAAGAUGCAUAUAUCAAGUUAGUUGCAUGCUCUGUGCAGAGAGCAUGUUAUAUCAUUGUAUGUCAGACUCAGAGGGAGAUUUUUCUGAUCCCUGUUCAUGUGACACUAGUGAUGACAAGUUCUGCUUACGAUGGUUAGCCCUAGUAGCUUUGUCUUUCAUUGUACCAUGUAUGUGCUGCUAUGUCCCCUUGAGAAUGUGCCAUCGUUGUGGUGAGGCAUGUGGGUGCUGUGGUGGGAAACAUAAAGCUGCUGGAUGAAAGGAUCCAGUGCCAAAAUGAGCUUAAAUUCUUUGUUUCCAGGAAUUAGCUAACUUGGAUUUGUGGAAGCUUUUGGCAAGCAAUAUGAAAUCUUGCCUGGUGUCUGGGGCCACACGUGGAGGAAGCAGAACUUGUUAGUUCUUGGCAUUUCACAAAUGCUAGCCAUGCCUAACUUUUUCCCUUGAGUGCAUGGCAUGUUUUGUUACAGGUUGUAAAGAGUAUUUGCAAAAGGAAACUAUUUCUGGUUAUUGGCUAUAAAAAGUGAGCAUAAAAUAUCCAACCUAAAAGGGAUUAAUUUUUGGCUUUUUUGUAUAUUUAUGCAUUAGGUGAUGGGACUUUUAGAGUUUUGAAUUUAUUAAGACAUAAACUAAAAGUGCACUAAGGGACAGUUGAUAUCAGUCUAAGAAAGUUAACACUUGGGAAUUAUAAGAAAUAAAACAAGUACAACUAAAUCAUUUAUUAGUUGUUUUUUGAAAGUGGUUUUAUGUAUAAAUAACAAAUGUUUAUAUUUAACUAAAUAUAAGGUACGAAUUAUCACAUAUUAAACUUUUCUUCCCCUUCCUAGUUCUCAAGUAGAUGUACAUAUAUCUACUGUCACAUUCCAUUAUGUUUUGAAUAUUUUACUCAUCUAGUUAAUAAUGUUUUUAUUCCAUGUGAAUGAUUUGCUAUUUUCAUCCUCAUUUCCCUUUGGCUACAGUUUAUAUUGAGUUCUGUCUGUACAUUCUGGUAAUCUAAAUCUUUAAAAAUAUCCUAAUAGCCUUGAGUGACCAAUUUUUUUUUAAAGCACAGAUGUAAUUGUCUAAUGUUCUGAUGGGAACGUAACACUUAUUUUUAUAUAAAAAGAGACUGAGUAAACAUUAUAGAAAAAAGUGAGGUUUUGGGUUGUUUUGUUUUGUUUUGUGGUAUUCAACCAGCAAGUUGUUUUCUUUCAGAGUUUCCUCCUUCAAAAAAAUCAUAUUGCAUUUACAAAUGUUUUACAAGGCAAAAAGUGUAACUGGAUAGUUCAUGUAAAAGUUUCCUCCUGAGAUCUCCAUUUAUCAUUCUGCUAAACUAGAAUAUGUUCAGCUGUAAUUAAUAAUUUUUAAGCUUAAUUUUCAGUGCUUAUUAUUCACAUAACAAUAACUUUUCCCAGUUGCAUUUUACUUUAUUUAAACUUGCCAAAAGCAAAAUUUAUGUUAAAGUGUAUACUAAACUGUCCCAGGAAAGUAUUUAAUCCAACAUUGUGAAUGAAAUGUCUUGUACAUAUAAUUUUAUUUCUUUUGCAGAGCAUUGUAUUACUGGAUGUUUUAUUUACUAAGUAGUUGGAUAAAUGUUCCAACAAAUGGUUUAAAGUAGUUGGGGUCAAUUUGUCUGGUUGGUUUGUUUUUUCGUUGUUCUCUGUUUUUUGUUUUCUUUGUCUUUUUAAGUGUUACAUUAAAACUCUAACAAGUAAAGGGUUCUUUAAGAACAUUCCCUUAGAGGGAUAAAGUUGAGAAGUGUGCCUUUUUUUUAAUGGCUUGAAGUUUCCGAAGUGAUAAAAUUAAAAUCACACUACCAUUUGAAGCUCAUUUCUAUGCAGGUUUUAAAAUGUCAUUUAUGUAUUGUUCUUUUUACAUAUCACACUUAAGCUUGUGUUAGCUUUCUUCUUUUGCCCCAGAUCAAACUGAACAAUGUAUAUAACACUAUCUGUCUGUAAAAUACUUUUUUUUAAGAAAGCAUUUAUAUUUAUAUGACAGCUUGAACUGACAACAUUGUGUAUAUAGAUCAUCUUGAAGUAUUAUUUCACAUUGAAAAGAAGAAAAAUAUAUUGAUAACUAUAGAUGUUAUGAAGAAGAGGUUAUUUCUAGUUUUGUACUAAAAAUCAAUUGGAUGAACUAAAUCCAAAAUAUGACACUGUAGCAGCAGUUUUAAGACUUAUUUUUACUGUUUAUAUAAUUGAACACUGCUACACCAGAUGAUCUUCAUCCUUGAAGUUUUCAGCUAAACUUGGUUUCCUAGAAUAGACUGUUAACUUUCAAAAUUACUUUUUACUGGUAAAAUGGAAAUAUUGGUUUUCCUUGUGAGUGAAUUUUCAUAUUUGUAAGUGCUGAGUUCAUAAUUCAGGUUUGAGCAAGGUGUGAAUAACUGAAGAAAAUAACUUGCUGGCUCUAUAGGAAAAUGCUGUGGAAAUGAACUGUGUAUAUACUUCUGGGAAGAACAAAUUUAAUCAUUUCUUCUGUUAAGCACUAAUCAGUAUAGUGCAACUCCUGGUUCUGUACUGUAUUUUAUAUGCAACAUAUAUGCUUUAAUAUUUUAAUGUUUGUGCAUUAAUAUUUUCAAUUUGUUUAACCACUUUGCUGCUAAGAUUUUGCCAUCCCAUUCCCAUUUUUUCCUUUACAAUUUUAAACAAGUUUCUUCAUUAAAAACUAUGGUGAUGAAAUGGUUUUUAUUUCACCUUGGAUCUUUAUAGAUAACAUACUCAAAUUCCAAACCAGUCUAGAAGACUAACUGAUAAUAUAAUGUUAUCUGAAUCCCUAUGUGGAAAUGUUCUUUUGAGUAAGUUAGAACUAUGUGGGGGGGAAAAGGAUAGUUUAAAUUUCUCAUUUUUAAAACGUGUAUAGAUAUGUUCAGGAACAUUUUCUUCUGCAUAUAGACUUGGCACUGCCAACUGGCUUUUCCUCUGAAACCUUUCCCUGCUUUUUAAUCUGGCAGUAUAAGCAAAUGGCUAAACCAGCUUAAGUUAUAGUAAAUAUUGAAAAUGAAAUCAUCUAGAUGGCAUAACAAGAAAGACUUUGGUCUGAUGGCUUGUUGUGUUCAGAACUGCUAAUUAAAUGAUUUUUCUCCUGCCUUGACAGGGGAAUCAUUUGAGGCUGAAGAAAUAGGCGGUAUGGAACUUCAGCACCACCUACUGGAUGAUUUAUAGACCAGAGACGUGAGGUGGCAAUUAGGAUCUAAUAGGGUUCAUCACUACUACCAAUAAAAAGGGCUAUUUAAGUAGUGGUCACCUCCAAACAGAGAAAGCAAGAGUAGAAAUAUCUUAAAGGAGCUGUAAAAUGAACGUUUUCUCUAAUGUGUCUUUUGGUCACUGAAAGAUUUUAAGCACUUUUUUCUUACAUAUCCUGUCUUAAAAUAUUUCUUGAUAUUUGGAACUGGCAAUCAAACUUAAUGGAUGUGCCGAAGCAUUUAUAAAACUAAUUCUUUUAACAUGCAAAAGCCAUUACCAAAAUGGUAUUCUGAUUUUCCUCCCAUUACCAACCAGGGAGUUUUUUUAAAAAAUAAAUAAACAGCACCUGUAUUUGAUGAUGACAACUUCAGAGAAUGUGUGUAUGUCUCUGGGAUGAUGUUGGGACAGGGGUUAAAAUUUAAAGGGGAAAACUUGAAACUACCUAUUUUCAUUGGUUAUUCAGCAGUGCCUAAAAAGAACUUUUGAAGUAAUACAAAUGCACUUUCAAUUCAUGUCUAUAGUGCCAUCUGAUAUCUUGGGUAAGUCUUGCAUUUUUUCUUUUACUCCCCACCCCACCCCCUUAACUGAAUGCCACAGAGAUGUUUUCUAAUAUCCAUAUGUCUUCAAAGUACAGGAAACCUGUCCUUUCCUCCAGAUGGGCAAUUUAAAGGAUGUUUCUUUUGUUGAAAUUUACUUUAGGCUUUGUGAUUACUCUUUGGAAUAUGUGGGUAAGACUGAGUUUUUAAUUUUAGCCCAAAGAUGCAUUAAGUAAGUGUAACAUUUUUCUAUAUAAAACUUUGAAAACUUCAGUUACCUAGAAAACAGAUUCUUCACUAAAUAUUCUCAUUCUUAAUUUGACCUCCAGGAUCACAUUUCUAAGUAGAACGGAAAGCACUAGAAACUUGCAUUGUUGUUGCACUUAAAAAAAAAUUGGUCUAUAAACCAUGAUAAUAAUAGUACCAUAAGGUGUUUUGCAGCGAGUCAAAACAUUAAGAAAUCACAACCUGAGGUGAUUUAUAUAAACCAAAAAACAACAACAACAAAAAGGGCUUUAAGGUAUUAAGGUACUGUUUGCCUAGCAGCCAGGUGGUUAUAAAACUUUCGUAUGCUUUGAUACACUGAUGUUAGCCAUUGUUCCUGAAAGCUCCUUAAAUUGCGUAAGUUGCUAGUUUUGAAACUUUUCAAGAAUAAUAUAGUUGAAAAACCUUUGUAUUAAAGAUUCACAUAGAUUUUUGUGAACAUUGCCAGUAUGUAGUGUCAUUUGCUUUCUAUUCUUGACCUCAAAAGUGCCUCACUUGUAUAUUCCAUUAAAAGCUUGACUGCAUUCUUCCUAAUAAGCAAUGAAAAAUUGUUUAACUCAUGUCAUAAUGUAUCUCUUUAGAUAUAGUUGAUUAGCUUGAUAGUUUGGAUAUAUAAUGUAAAUAUGCAUAUAUAAGUUUGUAACUGUUUUUGUUACAUCAUACCCAUGUAAUUGGACAUAUCAGAUGAUAUAAGAAUUUGUUUUAAUUACCUGAUUAAACCUAUCAUGAAAUACAAAA